AUGCAGCAAUCUCUAGCACGAACAUACAAUCAGCUGCAAUACUUCAAAGUCCAGAGCCUGCGAGGCCCGACAGUUUUAAUCUGUGUGCUUGCCAAUCGAAAGAGCCGUUUGGUCGGCUCGGGAGCCAAGUUCGAGGCUCGGGCGGGGCUUGGGGCGCCAUGGCGCACAAGUCCAACCCCUACAAGAAGGCACGCUCGAAGUUCCGCUGGAAGUGGAAGAAGAAGCGCACGCGCCGCUUGCAGAAGAAGCGCCGAAAGAUGCGCCAGCGCUCGAAGUGAGGAGGCGACAAAGGGCCAAUGGUAG
Molecule: messenger RNA, 303 nt
Organism: Symbiodinium sp. CCMP2456
Lineage: Eukaryota; Dinophyceae; Suessiales; Symbiodiniaceae
Source: the annotation of a GenBank genome assembly